Messenger RNA from Gryllus bimaculatus (two-spotted cricket), 358 nucleotides. The record is from the annotation of a GenBank genome assembly. Lineage: Eukaryota; Metazoa; Arthropoda; Insecta; Orthoptera; Gryllidae.
GGGCGUGGGGACUCGCUGUCCGCCUACAUCAAGGACAUGUCGCACCUCGACAUCCUGACGCAGAUCACCAUGCGCCAGAACCUGCACCGCAUGACGUCGGCGGCGGCGUCCGACUGCUCAGACGACCUGCCGCUCGCGCAGCAUGGGGAGUGUAUGAGGGAAGAUGUUUUCAGUCAUACGAUUGUUGCCUUGCGAGCUAUUGAAGUGGUCUACGAGUUGCAUCCCAAAUGUGACGGCCGGCCCGUGUUUCAGGUGGCUGCCGAGGAGCGCGAGACGAGGCAGGUCAUGGACUUCCCCGCGGAGCUCUGCCUCAUGGAGCGCGUGGCGCCCGAGAAACCGCCCUCCCCGGCGCCGCCCC